UUUGCUUCUGCAAGGUUUGGGGUGGAGUAUGCGCACUCUACUCUCUCACUCACAUUCCCUGAUGUUCCUCCUUGACCCAAUUUUUGCUCAUGGGAUUUCCGGUUCAUUCCAUCUAGUUUUGUUACUUUUGUUGUUUGCCUUUUUUGUGUUUAAGAGGGUUGAGGGAGGUUAUGUUAAGGAGUUGAAAGACAAGGUUAAGGACAGGUGGGUUUUGUGGCAUAAACAGAUCACCUUGUUCUGUUGUUUAGCUGUUUCUGGGUUUAAUGCCGCUCUGUGUUUGUUCAGCUAUUUCUAUGGGCUUAGGAAUGGUUGGUUCUUAGAUGAACUCGUGAUGCUUUCUGAUUUAGUGCUGAAAACACUUGCUUGGGGUGCAAUUUCUCUUUACGUACAAACCAAAUUCUCUGCUUCUGGUGAACAGAAUUUCCCAUUUUUCUUGAGUAUCAUCUGGUGGUUUUAUCUGUUGAUUUCUUGUUAUUGUCUUGUCAUAGACAUUGUUCAUACCAAAAUGCACACCUCCUUACCAAGUCAGUAUUUAGUGUCUGAUAUUUUCUCUUUUAUCACCGGUUUGCCUAUCUGUUUUGUGUGUUUUCUGAACAGAAAUAGGGGCAAAGGCACCCUUCUUAAGGAACCCCUUUUGGAUGUAGAUUCCAGUCUAGAGUCAAACAAGUCCGGAGAAGGUGACUAUGUAACCCCUUUCUCAAAUGCAAGUAGUUUUAGCAUUCUUACAUUCUCUUGGAUGGGGUCUUUAAUCACGCUAGGCAAUAGGAAGAAGAGUUUAGACAGUGAGGAUGUUCCUCAACUGGAUAGCCAUGACAGUGUGGUUAAGUGUUUUCCAAAUUUUGGAAAUAUGCUCAAGUCUGCUGGUGGUGUUGGUAGUGGGGUGACCACACUAAAGCUGGUAAAGGUGUUGUUCCUUCUAGUAUGGAAAGAGUUUCUCUGGACAGCUUUUUUGACACUUUUGGAAACUGUUGCUUCAUAUGUCGGUCCAUAUCUCAUUGACACUCUUGUUCAAUACUUCGAUGGGCGGCAGGAGUUUAAAAAUGAGGGGUUGCGGCGAAUUGGAAUCAGAAUUAGAGUAGUACUGGUGACAAUGAUUUACAACAAGGGUUUGACCCUCUCAUGCCAAUCGAUGCAGAACCACACUAGUGGGGAAAUUAUCAAUUUCAUGACAAUUGAUGCGGAAAGGGUUGGUAACUCUAGUUGGUACAUUCAUGAUCCGUGGAAGGUCAUUCUGCAAGUUGCUUUGUCAUUGUUUAUCUUGUAUAGAAAUCUUGGAAUAGCUUCAGUUGCAGCUUUUAUUGUGACUGUACUCCUUAUGUUAGCAAAUUUUCCUUUUGGGAAGUUAGAGGAGAAGUUUCAGGAGAAGAUGAUGGAAUCAAAAGAUAAAAGGAUGAAGGCAACAUUGGAGAUAUUAAGGAAUAUGAGAAUUCUUAAGCUUCAAGGCUGGGAAAUGAAGUUUCUGUCAAGGAUUUUUGAGCUCAGGAAUGUAGAGACAGGAUGGUUAAAGAAGUAUGUUUACACCUCUACUGUGACCAGGUUUCUAUUUUGGGCAGCACCGAUUUUUGUAUCGGUGGCCACCUUUGGUGGUUGUAUGCUUCUGGGAAUCCCACUUGUGUCCGGAAAGAUCAUAUCUGCAAUUGCUACAUUCAAUAUUCUUCAAGGGUCUAUCAAUAGUCUUCCUGAAACGAUUUCAGUGAUUGUUCAAACAAAGGUUUCUCUUAAUAGAAUUGCAUCUUUCUUUUGUCUGGAUGACUUGCAUUCUAAUGUAGUAGAGAGGCUUCCAAGAGGUACUUCUGAUAUAGCCAUUGAGAUUGUUGAUGGGAAUUUCUCCUGGGAUUUAUCUACUACAAAUGUCACUCUGAAAGAUAUAAAUUUAAAAGUGCACCAUGGUAUGAGGGUUGCAGUUUCUGGUAUUGUUGGCUCUGGCAAGUCAAGUUUCCUUGCCUGUAUUUUGGGUGAAAUUCCCAAAAUAACUGGGACUGUAAAGUUGUGUGGUUUGAAGGCCUAUGUUGCCCAGUCACCUUGGAUACAGAGUGGUAGCAUUCAAGAGAACAUAUUGUUUGGUAAGGGGAUGGACAGGCAAAGGUAUGAGAUGGUGCUUGAAGCUUGUUCCCUCAAAAAAGACCUUGAAAUCCUCCCAUUUGGUGAUCAGACAGUCAUUGGUGAGAGAGGAAUCAAUUUGAGUGGAGGGCAAAAGCAGAGAAUACAGAUUGCACGUUCUCUCUACCAAGAUGCUGAUAUCUAUUUGUUUGAUGAUCCUUUUAGUGCUGUGGAUGCUCAUACUGGAUCUCACCUUUUUAAGGAAGUUUUGUUGGGCAUCUUGAAAUCGAAAACUGUUAUUUAUGUUACUCAUCAAGUUGAGUUCUUGUCUGCUGCUGAUUUAAUCUUGGUCAUGAAAGAUGGAAGGAUUACUCAAGCUGGAAAAUAUGAUGAAAUUCUUUGUCAAGGAACUGAUUUUAUGGAACUUGUAGGCGCACAUGAGAAGGCUUUGUUAGCCCUUGAUACAGUUGAGGUGGUAUCUGUUUCUUCAGAAGCAAGUAUGAGCAAAGAUGAUGUUGUGAGUGGAAUAGAAGAAAUUGAAAGUAUUCAAAAUGGUAAAACUGAUGACAUUGUUGGGUCUAAAGGACAACUUGUUCAAGAAGAAGAGCGAGAGAAAGGGCGUGUUGGGUUUUCAAUCUACUGGAAGUACAUUACAACUGCAUAUGGAGGAGCUCUAUUUCCCUUUGUAGUGCUGGCACAGAUUCUGUUUCAGCUUCUUCAGAUCAGUGGCAAUUGGUGGUUGGCCUGGGCAACUCCUGCCUCAACAGAUGUCAAGCCUGCAGUUGGGAACUCUACAUUAAUAAUGGUCUAUGUAGCUUUGGCCUUUGGAAGUUCUUUGUGCGUCCUUGCCAGGGGCAUGUUUCUUUAUACAGCUGGAUACAAAACGGCCAAUCUAUUGUUCAAUAAAAUGCAUUACUGCAUUUUCCGUGCCCCCAUGUCUUUCUUUGAUGCCACCCCAAGUGGGCGUAUACUAAACAGGGUUUCUACGGAUCAAAGUGCAGUGGACUUGAGAAUUCCAGAUCGAUUUGGGGGUACCGCCUUCACAUUGAUCCGACUGCUUGGAAUCAUCGCAAUGAUGUCUCAAGCUGCAUGGCAGGUCUUCAUUGUUUUUAUUCCUGUGAUUGCUACUUCCAUCUGGUACCAGCAACAUUACAUAUCUUCAGCCCGAGAACUUUCAAGAUUGACUGGUGUACGCAGAGCUCCAAUAAUACAACAUUUUGCAGAAACAAUUUCAGGAUCAACAACAAUUAGGAGCUUUGAUCAACAAUUGAGAUUCAGAGAGACAAACAUGAAACUGAAUGACUAUUAUUCUCAGCCAUUAUUUUAUAGUGCUGGGGCAAAUUCAUGGUUGUGCUUCCGCCUAGAUAUGCUAUCUUCUAUCAUGUUUGCCUUCUUUUUGGUCUUCUUAAUCUCCAUUCCACAGGGAGUAAUUGAUCCAGGCAUUGCUGGCUUAUCCGUUACAUAUGGAAUCAGUCUAAAUAGGUUGCAAUCUUCUAUGAUGUGGGGUCUAUCCUAUUUGGAGAAUGGAAUUGUAUCGGUUGAGAGAAUACUUCAGUACAGUAGCAUUCCCAGUGAGUCACCUCUAGUGAUAGAAAGAGAUCGUCCAGCCCAUGCUUGGCCAUCAUUCGGAGAAAUCCAUAUUCAUGAUCUGCAGGUACGGUAUGCCCCAAAUUUGCCACUUGUGUUGCGAGGCCUUACAUGCACUUUUCCAGGAGAAUUGAAAACUGGUAUCGUAGGGAGAACAGGAAGUGGUAAAUCAACACUUAUACAAACACUUUUUCGGAUUGUUGAACCUGCAGCUGGUCAGAUUAUAAUAGAUGGUGUCAACAUUUCAUCCAUUGGAUUGCAUGAUCUACGGUCAAGACUAAGCAUCAUUCCUCAGGAUCCUACUAUGUUCGAAGGGACAGUACGGAGCAAUCUGGAUCCUCUUGAAGAGUACACUGAUGAACAGAUUUGGGAGGCUCUGGAUAAGUGCCAACUUGGAGAUGAAGUUAGGAAGAAGGAAGAGAAACUAGAUUCUACAGUCAGUGAGAAUGGAGAGAAUUGGAGCAUGGGACAGAGACAGCUUGUCUGUCUUGGGCGUGUGUUGCUGAAGAAAAGUAAGGUCUUAGUGCUUGACGAAGCUACUGCAUCUGUGGACACAGCUACUGAUAGUCUAAUUCAGCAAACUCUAAAGAAACACUUCAGUCGCUGUACUGUCAUAACCAUUGCACAUAGGAUAACUUCUGUUCUAGAUAGUGACAUGGUCCUGUUUUUAAAUCAAGGAGUUGUGGAAGAAAAUGAUUCUCCAGCAAAAUUACUCGGAAACAAGUCUUCCUCUUUUGCUCAACUUGUGGCUGAGUACAAUGCAAGAUCAAAUUCUAGUUUCCACCAUUGAACAUCAGCUGAUAUAAGUGGAAGUUGUUUUCUAGUUAUUGGACUCCAUAAGACUUGUUAUUUGCAAUUCAAGCUUCAGAAUUUUAUGUAUGGAUGUCUCAAUAACUUUCACUUUGUCAUGAUGCUAUGCUACUUACCAAGAGACCCAUCGAAAGUAGAAAACAAAAAGUAAGAACUUUU
Rubroshorea leprosula is the source of this 4596-nucleotide messenger RNA. The record is from the annotation of a GenBank genome assembly. NCBI's taxonomy places the organism in Eukaryota, Viridiplantae, Streptophyta, Magnoliopsida, Malvales, Dipterocarpaceae.